This is a messenger RNA of Haliotis rubra (blacklip abalone), 942 nucleotides long. Its product is annotated as jerky protein homolog. NCBI's taxonomy places the organism in Eukaryota, Metazoa, Mollusca, Gastropoda, Lepetellida, Haliotidae. Gene Ontology annotation, cellular component: nucleus. The coding region runs from base 1 to 942 and encodes 313 amino acids. The record is from RefSeq and is a predicted model, not a curated record. The transcript is spliced from 3 exons. Gene Ontology annotation, molecular function: DNA binding.
AUGGGUUGUAAAGAAGAACAUCCAAAAGCAAGUUUAGAUUUCCUAAGUAAACACUUUGGUGAAGUAUUUGGACAUUCAGUGGGGAAAUCUACAAUCGGUGACAUCCUGAAGUCCAAGGAAAAAUGGCUUACCAUUCCGGAAGAUUCUGCGGCCCUGUCUCGAGCAAGAAACGCCAAACAUAAGAAAAUGGAGGAGGCGCUCUUUUUAUGGAUGAAUGACAUGACCAGUAAGAAUGCAGCUGUUAAUGACGAGAUGUUGAUUCUGAAAGCGAAAGACUUCGGUGACAAGUUGUCAAUUAAGGAUUUCGCGUAUUCUCGUGGAUGGCUGGCCAGGUUCAAAUCUCGACACUCGAUUUCGAAGCAAGUGCUCCAGGGUGAAGCAGCCAGUGCCGACAAGACUGCAGUCAUCGCGGGGAGGGAGGAACUGAAGAAAGUUUUAAGCGAGUACGACGCCGAAGCUAUUUUCAACAUUGAUGAAACAGGACUUUUUUACAGAUUAGGACCGAAUUACACCCUAGCAACUAAAGCCACGCCUGGUGUGAAACGGUCAAAGGACAGAAUAACUGUGGCAUUGUGUGCAAAUGCAAGCGGAACUGUAAAAGUAAAGCCAUUUGUGAUCGCUAAGAGAUCGCUUGUGAGACAUUACAUCACCUGUGCCGAGGAGGGGCGUGACCAGAAACUGACUGUGAGACAGGCACUUCUCUUUGUGAAAACUAGCUGGGACGAAGUUAGUGCGCAAACAAUUAGCAACUGUUACAGACAUGUGGACAUUAUUUCUGAAGGUGAUUCAGAUUCUGUGGAUGAAGAUGACAUUGCAUUGUCGGAGCUGAGACUUCUCCUUAAUGAGUAUCCUUCAUCGGAUGUUGUGAGCGCCGAAGAAUAUGUCGCCGAAGAAGACAGUGAGUCAACAUGCGAGCCACUCAUCGGACAGCGCAAUCAUUGA